AUGACGUUGACAGGUACAUUUCUAGACGUCGUCGGACUCGGAUACGACAAUGGAGCCUCGAAGGGGGUGACGUCUGAUAAAUCAGAGUUCAUUUACGAGCAGGGCAAGCAGGUGACAUUCUCCAUUGGUGGCCUCCUGCUGGGCAGCUGUGAAGGCAAGGCGGUCGUCACCAUAUCGGACUUGGUCGCCAUCGACACGCCCGUCUUCCAUCCCAGCUUGAUCAACCGAGCGAGGCUGCUUUUCAGCUUGGCUCCCGGGGAGGGUUUCGAGCAGCCCGCUAUUAUUGACACGAAUGUCGGGGCCAUUGUCGCAAAGUACGCAGCAGAAAUCAACCUGGACUCGGAAGAGCUCUCCGACCUGGAUGGACCGCUAGGGAAGAUCUGUAGCGAGCUGAAGCUCCGCCCAAAGUCGGUGCCACACGCUCGCAACCACCUACGCCGCGAGGCCCAGGGUUUCAGAGUCCUGCGCGAUUUCAAGAUUGCCUCGCCGGAUGGGGGCUACGUCCUUGCCGACGUGUAUCUGCCGAAUCAGCCUGGCAAGAAGUUUCCCGUGCUCAUCAGCUGCACUCUGUAUGGGCGACGGGUGCCCUGGGGCGGUCCGGAUCUCGAGAAUGAGGCUGAAAUAAUCCAGUUUGAGGCGGCAGAGGACGACUGGCAUUCGACUCCCGCGGGAACGCAAUUGCCGCAGCUGCCUUACAUGGGACCGUGGUCGGACUCGUUCACCACCCAGCGAGGGUACGAGAGCAUUGCCACGCUCAACACCUUCACCUAUGUGCCCCAGAGCUACGCUAUGGUCAAGAUCGACCCAAAGGGCGUCUCGCAGACCCCGGGCACGAGGUGGAUCCCGGGCGAACUUGCGGGCGACUUCUUUGCCGCCGUGGAAUGGUCCGCCGGCCAGCCAUGGAGCACCGGCAGUGUCGCCCUGGUAGGAAGUUCAUAUGGCGCGAACACCCAGUGGGCAGUUGCGGGCCUGAAGCCAAAGGGGCUGAAGUGUUUUGUGCCUUAUGCAACGGAUAUCGACUCGUAUCGCGAGGCCGCCUACAUAGGCGGUGUGCCAUCAACCCGUUACUUGGACAACUGGUUUGCUCGAGUCCGCGGGGUGUCGCCCAAGUGGGGUGAUCACUUCGAUGUAGAAGCACUGAUGCGGGAUAAUUCCGCCUACAAUGCACUCUGGGACAUGCUUGGUGGCAACCCGGUGGAGUCGGCAGACAUUCCAUGUUUCCUGGCCGCCUCGCAAAUCUUCAUGAUCCACGGGCGAGGUGCGUACGAGGCAUGGGCGGUGCGCAGCCGGGACAACACGCAUCUGCAGCUAGUCGACUCCAAUUACUACGCCUGGCCGAGCCGAGAAUCCGCAGGCAAGAUCCUGCAGUUCCUCAACCACCACCUCAAGGGCGGGGACUUUCUCGCUCCCGAGAAGGUCGGUAUCCAGGUGAGGCUGGGCAACCAGGACUGGUACUGGCGCAAGGAGAAGAACUGGCCCGUCCCCGGGACGCAGUAUGUCAAGUGGCACCUCACCCCGGAACUGGGCCUGUCGACCACGCCUCCGUCGGAGCAAACAUCAGAGACAAGGUUCACGUACCCUGCCAAGGCGCCCAUCACGGGGAAGUCCGGCUUGAGCUUCGAGUCGGCGCCUUUUGCCGAGGACGUCGAUAUGGCCGGUCAUUUUGCCGCCUACCUGAGCAUGUCGUCGACGGCCGCCGAUGCUGACGUCGUCGUCCUGGUCUGGGCGUUGGACGAAUCCGGGGCGGCGGUCAGCUAUGGUGCGAGCAGCCCUGAUCCCGAGCCUAUCGCCAAGGGCUUCCUGCGCGUUAGCCACCGGGCCCUGGACAUGACGAAAUCCCUGCCCUGGCGGCCGUGGCACUCCCACAAGUCCGAGGAUGUGGUUGCGCUGCAGGGGCCCGAAGAUGUGGUCGACGUUGCCGUGGAGAUCAUGCCGGCGGCUUGUCGUGUCCGGAAAGGCUGGAAGUUGCGGGUUGACAUUUUGCCCUCCGAGGCCCAGCCCGAUAUUCCCGGUUACGACCCGACUCCAAUGCGACUCUGGCGCGGCGAGGCGUCCGACGGCGAUGCUGUCGAUGCCAUUCACGUGGGAGGCAGCAAGGUCAACUACGUACUCUUUCCCGUUGUGCCCUUGCAGCAGAUCUAUCCAAACUGCAUGGUUUAA
Molecule: messenger RNA, 2160 nt
Organism: Microdochium trichocladiopsis
Lineage: Eukaryota; Fungi; Ascomycota; Sordariomycetes; Xylariales; Microdochiaceae
Product: galactose-binding domain-like protein
Exons: 3
Coding region: 1-2160 (719 amino acids)
Molecular function (GO): dipeptidyl-peptidase activity
Source: RefSeq, a predicted model, not a curated record